AUGCACGAGUCGUCUCAUAUUUUGAUGUCUCAUCAUUUUUUUCUGUCGGUCACAUGGUUACAGGUCCUCUUCAGCAUCAAUUUUUCAUUCUUCUCGUUUAACCACGGCAAGGCGUUGCCUGUUAUUUUGCGCACCCAUUCGAAGCUAUCAGAAAUGGUUCGAACAAUAGAUCUUUUAAACAGUGACUUUACAGUCCACAUCGACAGAACCAGCGGGGCCAUCCUGGAGAUUGUGGACCCUGCCUCAGAUAAUCCACUCAACUGGAUCAGCUCUCCAGCAAACGCCCCAUGGCAGCCUCUGGGAAGCCGCUGGGGUCUUGGGUUCGCGGACCUCGGUCCCAAUCUGCUCCAUCGCGUCCACUGGAACAAUCCACACAUCGAGUCAUCUAACGGCCAUGAUGCUACACUGGCCGAAUAUUGUUACGGCCCGCUUGAUCUCCGCGUUAACCGCCGUCUUGACAGUCAUACUAGGUCCUUCACAGAGACAUACGAGUUUACCAACAGGGGAACCUCACCUUUGAACCUGGCCGCGAAGGGAGUGACGUCCUUAGCAAUAUAUACGCCUUUCAACGAUCAUUACACCAACACGACAGAUGCUCUGCAAGCACGGACACAUGCCCACGUAUGGGCGCACGGCGGGAGUUCAUCAUGGGUGAAACUGAGCCAAAUGGGGGGUCAUGGCCGUGAUUUGGGCCUGGUUCUGACCAAGGGCUCAUUAUCGGGGUACAGUAUCGAGUCCCGAGAUGAGGUUACUCAUUCAAAUACUCGUGGCGUUUUUCUUCUUCAUCCGUCGAUCCCGAUACUUGAACCCGGCGACUCUAGCAUCAUUGAAUGGACCUUUUUCUGGCACACCGGCUGGAACGACUUCUUUUCACAAUGUGCUCGCCGCUCCAGUCAGUUCAUUCACUUCAGCAUCCCAAAACACACCCUUGUCAGCGGCGAAAGUAUAGCAAUUCGAAUGAGAGGCAGCCCUGAAGCCGUCAACUCGACGACCAAAGUCAAUGGAAAACCGGUUCGGCGGCUUAGCGAAGGGUUCAGUUAUGUUCAUGAUGCAGAGCAGUUCGGCGAGAAGACGUUACGCAUUUCGACCGGCACGGGGAGCGACCUCCGAGAAUCCCUCGUCUUUCUCAACACCGUCCCACAGUACGACGAGCUAAUCAAGAGUCGAAUACAAUUCAUCGUUGACAAGCAACAAGUCACAAACCCUUCUGACUUUCUCCACGGCGCUUACAUCGUCUACGACAACCAAGCAGAAGCGCCGCCCUUUUAUGAAACGCAACAGGAUCGUAACGCGGGCCGUGAGCGUGUUGGUAUGGGCGUUCUCAUUGGAAGAUGGCUGAAAAAGAACCCGAGCAGUAGCUUGCAAGAGUCCUUUUCAGCCUACUACUCCUUCGUCUGCACGAAGCUUCAGGGCAAAGAUGGGUGGGUGUAUGACGCACCCGUUGGAACUGGUACCAGUAGUCGGAAACGCCUUUAUAACUGGCCUUGGGUUCUCCAACUUCAUUUGGUGGCUUCAUCCAUCGGCGUUCCCGCGCUGUCUGGCAAAACUCCGCUCGAAAGGUUCAUGUUGACUCUAGAGAGCUUCUACGCUGAAGGCGGGGCAUCACUUUAUGCUAUUGGUCUGCCUAUCCUUGAGGGCCUUCGGACUCUUGAAUCGUCUGGUGACAAGAAGUCAUUUGAACGGGCAAAGGCCUUAUUCGUUAAGCAUGGCGAGAACAUUCUUGAACGAGGUACAAAUUAUCCUCCUUUUGAGGUUAAUUUUGAGCAGUCCAUCGUGGCUCCUGCAGCCAUCAUCUUAAUUGAGCUGUACCGAUUCACUGGUGACAAGACUUGGUUUGAGGCAGCAAAGUCACAAGUUGAAGUCCUCCUUCGCUUCGCCGGAAAACAGCCCGACUACCGGGUUCACGAUGUUGCCAUUCGGCAUUGGGAUGGUCACUGGUUCGGAAAAGAUCGCAUGUGGGGUGACACUUUCCCCCAUUACUGGAGCACGCUGAAUGCUAUCGCGUUGCACCAUUACAGUAAGGUGACCGGCGACCCUACGUUCGAGAGGCAGGCGGAUGGUAUCAUCCGGGCGAACAUGGCUCUCUUUACUCCCGAAGGUAGGGGUUCCUGUGCUUGGAUUUACCCCACGUCGGUUAACGGACGAGCUGGACACUACAAGGAUCCGUACGCCAAUGACCAAGAUUGGGCCCUAGCACACCUGCUGCAGAUAGAAGAGGACAACAACCUCAGCGGUUAG
Molecule: messenger RNA, 2238 nt
Organism: Colletotrichum truncatum
Lineage: Eukaryota; Fungi; Ascomycota; Sordariomycetes; Glomerellales; Glomerellaceae
Product: six-hairpin glycosidase
Biological process (GO): carbohydrate metabolic process
Source: RefSeq, a predicted model, not a curated record